GUUCGUAGACGGGUAUCCCCUAGAUAUCGAACGAACUAACCCUAGCUGCUUCUGCAACUUCUUCGCUCAGAAAUGGCGACGUUUCCAUUGAUUCAGCGUGCUCGUACAACAAUGCUUUCUUCCUCCUUCAAGCUUCGGACACACCUUAUCCAUGGCAACCACUACACCCAAACCCUAACCACUAAAUUUCUAAGCACCUCUGCUCUUCCACACCAUUAUCAAAGAUUCCCUUCCCACCAAAACCAACAGCAGUCACCUUCUGAUCCUACACACUUACAGCCCCAACAAUGGCAGCAUCAGCCUCAACAUUUCAAUCCACAGACCAAUCAAUUUCUUCACCAUAACCAUCAACCUCGUCAACAUAAUGUGCCUCCUUCAUUUCCAGAACAUGGCCAAAACCAUAAUCAGUGGAAUCCUCAAUCCCCAACCCAUCAAAGCCCUAAUUUUCAAACUCCCACUUCUCAAAAUCCUAACUUACGCCCAUCCACUUCCCCCAAUCGAUGGAACAAUCAAAACCCUGCUACCUCGAAUCCGUGGAGCCCUAGGACUCAGGGGUUCCCAAACCCUAACCAAUUCCAAAACCCUAGUAACCAGCUGAACAACAAUCAAACAUCUAUUCAAGGACAAGCAUCCCCUGCUCCUCCACCGCCACCUCCUUCAAUCACUGAUUUUGCACUUUUGUGCAAGGAGGGUAAUGUUAAAGAAGCAAUAGAGUUGAUGGACAAAGGGGUCAAAGCUGAUGCUGGUUGCUUCAAUCUUCUGUUUGACUUGUGUGGCCAAUCCAAGUCCCUUGAAGAUGCUAAGAAGGCCCAUGACCACUUUCUGCAGUCUUCUUUUAGGAGUGAUCUCAUGCUCAACAACAAGGUGAUUGAAAUGUAUGGGAAUUGUAAAAGCAUGACGGAUGCUCGUAGGGUGUUCGAUCAUAUGCCCAGCAGGAAUAUGGAUUCUUGGCUCUUGAUGAUGCGGGGUUACGCAAAUAACACCAAUGGGGAUGAAGCCUUGCAGUUGUUUGAGCAAAUGAAUGAACUGGGUUUGGAGAUUACUUCAGAGACUUUGCUUGCUGUGUUGUCAGCUUGUGCCAGUGCAGAGGCUGUGGAGGAUGCUUACGUACAUUUUGAGUCAAUGAAAAGCAAGUGGGGAAUAGAGCCUGGGGUGGAGCACUACAUGGGGCUUUUGGAUGUUCUGGGACAAUCUGCAUAUCUCAAUGAAGCUGAGGAGUUUAUUACCAAAUUGCCAUUUGAGCCCACUGUAACCGUAUGGGAGAAACUGAAGCAUUAUGCUCGGGUUCAUGGAGACGUGGAUCUUGAAGACUAUGCUGAAGAGUUGAUGGUUAGUCUUGACCCAUCAAAGGCUGUUGUGAAUAAGAUCCCCACGCCACCUCCGAAGAAGUAUACUGCAAUUAGCAUGCUUGAUGGAAGGAACAGAAUUAUUGAGUAUAAGAAUCCUACUCUUUACAAGGAUGAUGAAAAGUUGAAGGCCUUGAGUGGGAUGAAAGAUGCGGGAUAUGUUCCUGAUACAAGAUAUGUUCUUCAUGACAUUGAUCAAGAAGCAAAGGAGCAAGCCUUGCUCUACCACAGUGAACGUCUAGCAAUUGCCUAUGGCCUUAUUAGUACUCCACCAAGAACACCUCUUAGAAUCAUCAAGAACCUUCGUGUCUGUGGUGACUGCCACAAUGCCAUCAAGAUCAUGUCCAGGAUUGUUGGGAGGGAAUUAAUUGUUAGAGAUAACAAAAGGUUUCAUCAUUUCAAGGAUGGAAAAUGUUCUUGUGGGGAUUACUGGUGAAAUCUUUACUUGAAAUCUUCCAGUAGCAUGGAUAUAUCAUUUUCUAUCCCCUUAUACCGGAGAACAUCUGUAUUUAGAUAUUUUGAUAUCAUUAUAAUUAUGUUCUUGAUGCUAAGAUGUUAUCUCUUACAACAGAAGAUCAUUACCUUUUGUAUGAUGUAUUUCAGGAUGAUUACUUUUGUUAUUCCUUUAACUUGGUUGGUAAAUAUAUUUAAAUAUGGUUGCAGUUGGCGAAUGAAAAUGUUAUAAAAUUAUUAGAAAAAAGGGUCUAAUUCAAAGGUUAUAGAAUUCUUAGAUUCUGUUUUAGCCUCUUGGAGGUGUUGUUAAUACCCGAUCUUUUACAUAAAGAUUGUCAUCUUUUUAAUCUUUAGUUAAGUAUGAUUAGGGAAAAAAUGAUGGAAUUUAUAUGUUUUGCUUUCAUAUUUCUUUUUGGGUUGUAAUUCACUGUUAAGAAAUUGACAGAAUGGUGGGAUUAUGCUGCAGGAUUAUUCAAAGGGUGUGCGCUUGGAAGAGUUAAAUUUGUUACUGAAUCAAACUGUUAUGGUGGGAUCUCAUCCCAUAUUAAUCAUCUGAUCAGUACUUCGAUUUUUUUCUGUGUUUUUUUUCUUUGAUUACUGGCAUCAAUUACAUUCCUAGAAGCGUUCUUCUUUUUUGACAUCUGCUCUUCAAAUGACCAGCCUGGCAUUUUGAAGCUAUGAGAGCAGUUUGGCUGUGAAAUUUGUACUGCUAAAUUAGAUUCUGAUGAAUGGGAUCUGAUUUUGUUUU
Vigna umbellata (rice bean) is the source of this 2547-nucleotide messenger RNA. Its product is annotated as pentatricopeptide repeat-containing protein At2g15690, mitochondrial. The record is from RefSeq and is a predicted model, not a curated record. Lineage: Eukaryota; Viridiplantae; Streptophyta; Magnoliopsida; Fabales; Fabaceae. Gene Ontology annotation, molecular function: zinc ion binding; RNA binding; protein binding. Gene Ontology annotation, biological process: RNA modification.